Messenger RNA from Dreissena polymorpha, 3417 nucleotides. RefSeq lists its product as uncharacterized. Bases 511 to 2529 code for a protein of 672 amino acids. The record is from RefSeq and is a predicted model, not a curated record. Lineage: Eukaryota; Metazoa; Mollusca; Bivalvia; Myida; Dreissenidae. The transcript has 2 exons.
ACAGCUUGUCCAACAAAAGAGUGACUUGUGACGGUGGUAUUCAGGUUGAUACGCUUUGCUGGUUCUUAUUAUGGUUGAUAUAAUUGGGUCAUUGUACCGAUUUCUCUGAAAAAAUAAGCACAUCAAUUGUCGACAUUUUUCGUCCUGUUAUAGUGAAAAAGAUUUGAAAAAAGACCUAGCAUACUGCUUUGUUUCGUGUUUGAAGAAUUGCGUUUACGUGUUUAUUAGAAACGAUUUUAUUCGCGUUGGAUUCAUGCUUCAGCAAGGAUUAUUGGAUUAUUGGAACGGUUUAUACAGUUAAUGUUAAGAUAGAUUAUUGAACAUGAAUAUCUUGUUACCAUUAAUUUUGCUAUCAACGUUUCAAAGCUUUUUGUAAAAUGUAGUAGACACAAUACACACUUGAAGCAAAUCAAGUACGCAAACGGUGGUGAAUGUUAAGCUUAAGAUAUCAAAUUGCAAAUACGUGUAUCUACUACUCGUUUGGAUACGAUUGCCUGUUACCACCCGUUUAUGGCGGGUUUCGAUAUGGUUCGUGUGAUGAAACAAACGGAUAUUUCCAUAAAUAUGACAUCUAAAUAUUGUAGAAGACGAUAUAUUCGUAGAAUAGCAUUAAUUUCGUGUGUAGUGUUGAUUAUUUCACUCGCGAUAUAUUUUCACGUGAUAGUGCGGCAGACCUACUUGAAUAUAAACAUCCGGAACACAUGUGUGAUACCAAUACUGGACCCGUUCGACCCGUCGAUUAUGCCCUACGUCUGGGAACCUGGGCCGCUUGCAUGCGACAAAACUCCCCAGCUGAUCCACCAGGAUGACACUGGUGUGCUCAGAUUCAAUACGACGUUAAUGGAGCUGUUAAACCUCCAAAAGGACCAAGUCCACUGCGUCUUUAGGAUUGUGACGAGGAACAGAGACGACGCAACGGUAAAAUUCGGUGAAGAAACACAUUUCGUUCCUGAGUAUUCCGUAAAAGCAGACGUUUAUCAGGUGAUAUGUAGAGACAGAAACGGUGACGUCAUAUUUGAGAAAGUUCUUACAAGCGUCAACGUUGGUGACGUCACGCGUGAGGUCUCGGUGAUGGAUGAGACGCGGGAUCAGCUGAGCGUAGUGUUCCUCGGUAUUGAUUCCGUAUCUAGGUCGGCGGCAUUCCGGAAGCUUCCAAAGUCUAUGAAGUAUUUGAAGGAGGACCUGAAUUCGUAUGACUUGCGGGGCUUGAUGAAGGUCGGCGAGAACACGUUCCCCAAUAUCAUGGCCCUCUUAGCCGGAAAUGUCUUCCAUGGUUUCUGCGACACCACCCCAUGUGACGAUCUACCCUUCAUUUGGAAAAACUUCUCGGCAAAAGGCUACGCCACGUUCUUUGCGGAAGACUGGACAGGCGAGAGCACGUUCGAAAACCACAAGGGCGGCUGGCGGGAUCCGCCCACUGACCACUUCAUGCGACCUUUCUAUCUGGCCAUCGAACAGCUAGCUAAGGAGAACAAGCUGAAUAAGAUUGGCAGCUUCCUCAAAUACCAGUUGGAGUUGAAGAAUAUAAUUGGACAGAGCGCUACAACGUUCCAGAGAAUGUGUUACAAGGACUUACCACAGUACGUUCAUCAGAACAAGUUUUUAAAACAGUUUUUGACGAGUUACACAAAUAAGCGAAAGUUUGCGCUAUCGUUUACGAAUACACUGUGUCACGAAGCAGACAAUUUACUGUCAUACGGCGACGAUUUCACUUUGGAGUUUCUGAGAUGGCUUAAAUAUGGCGGUCACCUUGAGAACACGGUGUUUGUGUUGUUCGCGGACCAUGGGAGUCGGCUCGAGCGCAUCCGGAACACUCUUGUUGGGCGCCUGGAGGACCGGAUGCCAGUUAUGGAGUUGCUGGUUCCCGAACAUAUCAAGGAACGGUAUCCGUCAUUAGACAGAGCGUUACGCGUAAACCAAGACAGACUGAUAACGUUUUUCGAUUUUCACCAAACAUUGAUUGAUAUCAUGAACCAAAGUUUUCGCAAUCCUACGAUUCAAAUGGAAAACGGAAGGACCAAGGGCAUUAGUUUGUUUAAUGAAAUUCCAGCCGCUCGCUCGUGUUACGAUGCAUGGAUUCCCGAAAACUUUUGUGCGUGCUACGAGUCGGUGCAGGUUGGCACAGACACAACCGAUUCCCAGCUCCUCGCGGCACACAUGCUGAGGGAAAUAAACCAAUUAAAAUCCGGUCAACCAAAAUGUAUUGAAUUAAAUUUACACAAGGUUCAAGAAGUACGAAAGAUUUCCGAUGGCUUAAAACACGUCGAAUCGACGCUGUACGGUCGCGCAACUUUCUUCAAUCUGAGAGCGCCGGAAAAAUCUCGGCUGGAUAGACUCGAAGUGACGCUUGUGACUUAUCCGGGAUGCGGGAUUUUCGAAGCCACAUACGAGAUGCGGAACAGGGUCAAUAUACAGCGUAUUGGGGAAAUAGUCCGCAUUAACAGGUACGGAAACACUUCCCAUUGCAUGCAUGUGAAAGAAUUGAAGCCAUUUUGUUUUUGUGGUGACGUUACCUCGAAACCGUGUUGAUCUCCGUCUAAUUAAUUUAAUUUAUUCAACUCGAAUGCGUCCGAAUGCAGAAGCUGCAUGGAACAGGGAAUGUGUGGAUUCGGGCUUAUGAGGUGCUUCCGCGCCUGAGGCUGCAUAAUAUGAGGACUCGGAGUGUGAUCAUGCACUGUCUACCCACUAACUGACUAGACUUCCGAAAGACGAGACGAAUCUUGAACAAUGCUCCGAAUCCAGCUAUAUUUGCUAAAUUAAAGGCAUUUAAGUUUGGAGUGUUCUUGUGCUGUGUGAUGGCGGGGGGGGGGGGGGGGGGGCGAGGGGCGCGGCGGUGAGAAGCGCGUGUACCUACCACUGCUCGAGCCGGACAGCCGACUGCAUGGCGCAUUGUCGAUUGUUUUGCUAUGAAAACCAGUGCUUGAUUUAUUUGUAAUUUCAGCGAAAAAUCUCUCCGAGUAUAGACUGUUUGGUUUGCAAGCUGAAGCCAUAAAAAGCGGACAUCGUCGUCAGGGUGCACGUUAACUUUCAAAUUUGUUAAAAUUGUCUUCAAGUAUUAUUUGAAAUAUUUUGACAUUUGUCAUCAUUUUUAUUUAUUUCCCUUUUUAUGUAUUAACGUUUGGUUCAAUAGCAUUUCACUGUUCUGAGUCUAUUAUGAUAAAUGCAUAUGGUCAAUUUAUUAAACGUGUAUUUGAAUAAUGCAAAGUAUCAGCUUGAAAGCGCUAGUGGUUUAUAUAUAUCCAUAUACGGGUAAAUUUGUAUCGUUUAAUUGUGUAAAAAUCUAUGACAUUUACAUUUUACCACAUCAUUACAAAUAACAUUCAAAUACUAUUUUUUUAUCAAAAAAGACAGUAUUGUAUCUUUUUAUGUCAAAUAAUUCGGUAUUUACAAUAUUUUGCAAUAAAGUAUUGAGAAAUG